This is a messenger RNA of Aureobasidium pullulans EXF-150, 1107 nucleotides long. RefSeq lists its product as uncharacterized. The coding region runs from base 225 to 932 and encodes 235 amino acids. The record is from RefSeq and is a predicted model, not a curated record. The transcript has 2 exons. NCBI's taxonomy places the organism in Eukaryota, Fungi, Ascomycota, Dothideomycetes, Dothideales, Saccotheciaceae. Gene Ontology annotation, molecular function: protein binding.
CAAUCCUGCUCAAAAUGUUACCGACGACCGUCGAACUUCGAGGACCAGUUAUCGCCUUAUUACUCGGCGCCUGGCCGCAAACCGCUACUCGAGCCUGGCGGUUCAAUUCCACUUUCUGUCUCUCAACCACAACUCUUUCACGCAAAGCGAUCAUUCAUACGAGAUAACUGGGUCCGUAUAUGUUUUUCUCUUCUCGACGCUUUCGGAACUGGACACUCGCGGUCAUGGUGAUUCAUAAAGACGAGAAGCAACCGGCGUCCAAAGAAGUCACGAAGGCUGCAUCAGUGCUAUCCUCGGAGCCUGGUGGCGCUUGCUUCCGGGACAUAGCAAAGAUUGUCGUCGGCCCCGAGGAAAGAGAAUUCUUGAUCCACAAGGGUCUUCUCUGCCACUACUCAGAGUACUUCCGUGGUGCCUUGAGCGGAUCGUUCAAAGAAGGUCUUGAAGGAGCUGUCCCGAUGCCACAAGAAGAUCCAUAUCUGUUCGAGAUUGUCGUGUCUUGGUGCUAUACUCGCAAAUUACAAGAUAUGGCAGACAAAGCUGGCUCGGAAAUGGAUUACCUGGACCUCAUAAAUCUCUGGAUCUUCGGCGACAAACACAUUAUUCCAGCACUCCAGAAUGCUGUCAUGGAUGCUUUUAUGCAAAAGAACGCGGCAGUGAAACAUAUACCCUCCUGUUACAUCUUACACAUCUACGAGAACACCAUGCCUAGAUCACAGAUGCGUCGAGUCGUGAUAGACUUGGUCGCAUAUACCGGAGGUCUCGAUGAAUACGUGGAAUGUACAGAAGAGAAGGAAUACCGCCACGAAGAGGCUUGGGGCGACCUUGUACUUGUUCUGGACAAAAGGGACCAGAAGGCUUGCGAGUUGAACGCAUUACCGAAGAGAGGAAAGUGCUACUACCACGUACACAAUGAUGGGGAGAGCUGCAAAUAGAUGCGCGCGAAGCUUCGCGUAUCAUCAAGAUAAUUGAAGCAAGAUGAGUGCUCUAUCUUGCUCAGAUUUAUGGACAGUCCGCCCAGUCGCGCAAAACACUUACCUCUUGACUCAGAGAAUACGACACCAAGACUUGACAUUUUGCUACGAAAAGCGUGUGCCUCGGAUUCGAUCA